AUGUCCGGAGCAGAGGUUUUCAGUGCAUUAGGCACCCCUGCACGAACGGCUGCACGGGUUCUCCUCGCACCACGAUAUGCUGUUAAUGGCUUCCAGCCUCUCCGAGGGUGGGUGGACAACGAAUAUGCACGCGCGCGAUACGGGCCGCGGUACAUGUGGCGUAUAUGGCUUCUUUUUGAUUGCAAAGACCUCGAAGUGCUGGAGAAUUUGAUCAACAACGGACAAGACGAGCAGGUACUUGAGAUGCGGGAUGCGAAGUUGAAGCAAUUCAAGCUAGUCACGUUGGUGGGCGCCCUCUUAGCAACUUUAGCUCUUCAGGCACUCUCCCUCCCUGCCCUAGAGGAGACCAUAUUCGUCGCACGCGCAAGCUUCAUCGUUAGCACUAUGCUCUCCCUGCUCGCCACAUUCUUCACCCUCAUCCAACAACGCGAAGUUGGCGUCAUCCGCGAUGCGAGAUCCUUUCGGAGAUGGCUCUCCAAUGGCGUCCAGUACUAUAACGCCCGAGAGCGCCUUGUAUGGCAGAGCUCUCUGACGUCCCUAACGUUAGUGGAAGCUCCUUACGAACUGAUAAGCUUAGCUGUAGCGAGCUUCGUAGCAGGCAUGUCAGCAUAUGUGUGGGAUGUUUGGAAGGACGGACUAAAAGCUCAGAAAGAGCAGGGUCUGGAGGGUGUAGCAGUGGUAGUGUACUUUGCUGUUGCGACAGGGUUUGCAUUUACAAUGUUUCCAGUGUUAUUGGGACUAAAGGACCGAGAGGAGAGUGUGUAUUAUAAGAAUACAGAGAUGUAG
Molecule: messenger RNA, 786 nt
Organism: Alternaria arborescens
Lineage: Eukaryota; Fungi; Ascomycota; Dothideomycetes; Pleosporales; Pleosporaceae
Exons: 3
Coding region: 1-786 (261 amino acids)
Source: RefSeq, a predicted model, not a curated record